Camellia sinensis is the source of this 3880-nucleotide messenger RNA. NCBI's taxonomy places the organism in Eukaryota, Viridiplantae, Streptophyta, Magnoliopsida, Ericales, Theaceae. The record is from RefSeq and is a predicted model, not a curated record.
AUCCUAUUACUGUCCUUCAUAGCUUUCUAUUCUAUUAAUAACAAACAAGCCUACAAUGACAUUCUUGCCCAAUACACUUCCCACCCACUUUCUUUCUUUCCCACCCCUUUUACUCUGCCUCAUCAUCCUUGCAUUGCCCACUUUUUUUUAUUAUGCUGCUUUUGCUUCUUCCUUAACUGGAAAACAACCAACUGAAGCCACGGCUCUCUUGACGUGGAAAGCUAGCCUUCACAACCAAACACAAACUCUCCUGUCCUCCUGGGUUGGAAGCAACCAUUGCACUUGGCUUGGAAUUCGUUGCAACAAGGCCGGUAGAGUUGCCCAUAUAGACCUUCACAGUUAUGGUUUGAAAGGUACUCUUUCUAAUCUUAAUUUCUCAUCCUUUCCUCAUCUCCUCGAACUUCGACUUUUUAACAACUCACUUUAUGGGACCAUCCCCCCUCAUAUUGGUAGCCUUUGGAGACUCACCUACCUUGUCUUGGCUUUUAACGAUCUCUCUGGAACAAUUCCGACCGAAAUAGGCCAACUAAUUAAUCUAAGGUUCUUGUACAUGAAUAGAAACCAAAUCGGUGGCUCCGUCCCUCAACAAAUAGGAUUCCUCAACUCUCUCAAUGAGCUCAGCUUGUCUAUUAACAAUCUCACAGGUUCAAUCCCUUCUUCAAUUGGAAACUUGGGCAACUUAACCAUUCUGUACCUUUAUGAUAACCAACUUUCCGGAUCACUCCCUCAAGAAAUUGGGAUGCUGAGGUCUCUCGUUAAUCUCGCACUCUCAACGAACAAACUCACUGGAUCAAUCCCUGGAUCUAUAGGAAACUUAGGCAUGUUAACCACUUUGCACCUUGCUGGAAAUAUGCUUUCAGGGCUCAUUCCUUCGACAAUUGGAAACUUGACAAAGUUGAGUAUAUUAGAUUUAAGUAUAAAUACAUUAUCAGGCUCCAUUCCUUCAGAGAUAGGAUAUUUAAAACAACUCGGUUAUUUGUUAUUCAUUGAUAACCAACUCACUGGCUCUAUUCCUCUAAGAUUGAACAAUCUUACACAUUUGAAAUGGUUUCAGAUAGGUUACAACAAGCUCGUUGGUCAUUUACCAGAAAACAUAUGCUUUAGUGGAUUACUUACAGAAUUAAGUGCAGAUGACAACAAUCUCACGGGUCCUAUCCCAAAAAGCUUGAAAAAUUGCCAUAGCCUAUAUCGAGUCAGGCUUGAUGGAAACCAACUGUCGGGCAAUAUAUCAGAAGAUUUUGGCGUAUACCCAAGCUUGGAUUACAUUGAUUUGAGUCAUAACAAUUUUUAUGGUGAGCUAUCUAAAAACUGGGGAAAAUGCCACAAUUUAACUAGUCUCAAAAUGUCCAACAAUAAAAUUUCUGGUAAGAUACCAUCUGAGUUAGUAGGGGCAACUCAACUAUCCAUUCUUGAUCUCUCUUCAAAUCAUCUAGUUGGAGAGAUCCCAUUGACAUUGGGAAAGUUGGUUUCACUAUACAACCUUAAGCUGGAUGAUAACUAUCUAUUAGGCAAUAUUCCUCCAGAAUUAAGUAAGUUGUCCAAUUUAGAGCACCUUAACUUGGCAGCAAAUGAUCUAAGUGGCUCAAUCCCUAGAGAACUUGGAGACUACUUAAAACUAUUGGACUUAAAUUUGAGCAAUAAUAGAUUUGGGGAAAGCAUUCCUAUUGAAAUAGGCCAGAUUAACACUCUUCAAAGUCUUGAUCUUGGUAAUAACUUGCUAAUUGGUAAGAUACCACAACAGAUUGGAGAAUUGCGAAGCUUAGAAAGGUUGAAUCUCUCCCACAAUGAGUUCUUUGGUUUUAUACCAUCUUCUUUCAAUAAAAUGGUAAGUCUUACUUCCAUUGAUGUGUCAUAUAAUCAGUUAGAGGGUCCUCUUCCUGACAUCAAGGCCUUCCAAGAGGCUCCAUUCGAGGCACUCAAAGGUAAUAAAGGUUUAUGUGGUAAUGCUACAGGUCUUAAGGCUUGCUUGACAAAAUUGAACAAUGUGGAUGUUGAAAAAAAGGGCAAGAAAGUUACGUUACUGACUGUACUUCUUGUUUUUGGAAUUUUGUUUCUUUUGCUAAUGGUUCUUGGAAUUUUCAUGGCUUUUCAUAAGAAAGUGAGGAACACAAAAAAUGAGCCAUCACGAGUAAACCAUGAUAAUGUUUUUGCAAUAUGGAGCUAUGAUGGAAAAAUGGUCUAUGAAAACAUCAUUGAAGUCACUGAGAACUUUAGUGCCAAAUAUUGUGUUGGAGAGGGAGGAUAUGGUACUAUUUAUAGAGCUGACCUGCCAAAUGGUCAAGCAGUUGCUGUGAAGAAACUUCAUGCAACACUUGAUGAUGACUCGGCUAAUCUAAAAGGGUUUACAAGUGAGAUCAGUGCAUUAACUGAGAUUCGACAUCACAACAUUGUAAAGCUGUAUGGCUAUUGUUCACACCCAAGGCACUCGUUUUUGGUUUAUGAGUUCUUGGAAGGGGGAAGCUUGGGAAAGGUACUAAGCACGGACAAUGAUAUAGUAGUCUUUGAUUGGAUUAAGAGAGUGAACACUGUUAAAGGUGUGGCAAAUGCUCUAUCUUAUAUGCACCAUGAUUGUUUUCAACCAAUCAUCCAUCGAGAUAUAUCAAGCAAGAAUGUUUUGUUUGAUUUGGAGUAUGUGGCUCACAUCUCUGAUUUUGGCACAGCUAGAUUUAUGAAUCUCAAGUCAUCCAAUUGGACGUCAUUUGCUGGAACCUUUGGUUAUGCUGCUCCUGAACUUGCUUAUACAAUGGAAGUAAAUGAGAAGUGCGAUGUUUAUAGUUUUGGGGUGCUAGCACUGGAAGUGAUUAUGGGGAAGCAUCCGGGUGAUCUAAUCUCCUCUUUAUCAUCAUCUUCAUCCUCAUCAUCAACAUCAACUGCGCAAGGGAUAUUUUUGAAGGACGUCUUGGACCAACGCCUCCUACCUCCGAGGAAUCAAGUGGCAGAGCAAAUAGUUGUUGUUGCGAAACUAGCAUUUGCAUGUUUACACACCACUUCACUAUCUCGGCCAACCAUGCAACAAGUUGCUACGAUACUAUCAAAGCAAAGGCCAACACUACAAAAUCAAUUCUACACGAUUACAUUAGGACAACUCUUUGACAUCAACUGCUCGAGCUCUUGAGUAUUUAUUUUCCUUUUUAUUCUUGGAUUGCAUGAUGUUCUUGCUUUCAGUUGUCUUCUUAUACCAUUCAAUUUCACCCUGUUUCCAGUCUAUUUUGCUACUCUGUUCUACUAAUUACCAUUUUACAAACUUUUAUAUGCGUAAUUUAAAAGUAUCAAUCCUCUAUAAUUUCCAUCACAGUUAGAGAUACAAUAAUGUGUCUUGAAUUUUGCAGUAGCUCACUUGUUGUAUUACAUAUAUUUAUCUUGGCUCUCGAUCAACAAGUAGGCUCUGUGAUCAGCGUAAUCCAACCAUGAAUAAUAGACACACUCAAGCUCUGGCCAUCUUGCAUGCUAUCAACAUGUACGACAUUGUAUAAUAUCCUGUCUUCUUGAUUUUUGUAUUUCCAGGUAGCUGGUGAACAAGAUUUUCCAUGGGAACUUGGCUACACUAUUAUUGGACAUCUACGACUUUAGUCCUGAGUUCCAAAAGCCAAGAGAACCAAGCUUGUUUUUCGAGAAAUGCAAGGAUUCAACUGAGUCUUCGUUGGGCAUCUCAACCAGAGGGCAAUCAUCUAAGUUUUGGGUGGGUGGGUUUGUUUGUCUUGUUUUAUGUGUUUUGUUUUGAUUUCACUUCUAGCAAGGUAGUGGUCUGGUGUGGUGUGUUGCUUGCAUUUUUUAGGAUUCUGCCUCCUAUACUAGACUUAGGUGGUGUUUUUCUUACGAUCUCUUUAUUCCUAUGGUUCACUUGUGAUUGCUUUGUAUAUCAAAUGAAGUUCAUGAAUCA